Molecule: messenger RNA, 990 nt
Organism: Pseudomassariella vexata
Lineage: Eukaryota; Fungi; Ascomycota; Sordariomycetes; Amphisphaeriales; Pseudomassariaceae
Exons: 3
Coding region: 1-990 (329 amino acids)
Source: RefSeq, a predicted model, not a curated record
AUGACAGACACACACCAGCCCAUAGUUGAUUCCACCAUACAGUCCCUCGCGGACGUCAAGCAGCAGCCGUUCGCUACGUGGUCUACCUUUUGGGUGGCCUUCACAAUCCUUUUCAUCAUCUUCAAUAUGAAGAAUAUGCCCGCCAUAUGGCACGUCCGCAUCCUCAACUCCUUCCGCUUUGUCCUGCGCUCUCAACGCCCCCGCGUGCCCCUGCAACCGUCGCACAUCUUCCAGCCCCUCAUCACUUCCUCGUCAGCCCAGCUGAUGGAGAUUGACUUCAACCUGCACAAGUCCAACUCCUCCUACUUCGCCGACGCCGAUAUCGCCCGCUCGCAUCUGGUAUGCACCCUCUUCGCCGAGGGGAUCGCCACGAUGCGUGGCGGCGCGAAUGCCUACACGGGGUCAGGACAGCCCAUCUUCGGGCUGGCCUUGGGCGCCGUCUCGUGCAGUUUCCGAAGAGAGCUGAUGCCGUAUGAGAAGUACGAGAUGUGGACCAAGAUCUUGGCGUGGGAUGAGAAGUGGCUUUACAUUGUGACCCAUUUCGUGAAAAAAGGGGCGGUGCGGCCGGGGAGUCAUUCCUUGUAUCCUGAACAGGCUGGUGAUGAUCAAGAUCCGCGUCUUGACAUGGAGGAGAAUGUAUUCGACCUGGAAAAGAACCUCUUUGCCACGGCAUUGAGCAAGUGCGUCUUCAAGUCUGGGCGUAAGACGGUGGCGCCUGAGCUCAUGCUGCGAUUGUCCGGUCUACUACCAACCAGGGAUGAGGACAAGAAGGACAAAUAUGCGGCCACCCUGAGGGGCAUUGAGAUAGAAAGGCUACGAGGCAUGGAGAUGGCACAGAUUCUUGCUGCUCGGAACCAGAGACCUUUAGAGGCCGAGUUUACGGGCAGUAACAGAGAGACACUGGGAAGACACAGCGACGGCGCUGGGCUUCUGGGCUUGUUCGGCACUGGCCUGAAUAUUUUACGCUUGAGGAAAACACCUAUUUGGUAG